This is a messenger RNA of Anarrhichthys ocellatus (wolf-eel), 2565 nucleotides long. RefSeq names its product leucine-rich repeat-containing protein 15. The record is from RefSeq and is a predicted model, not a curated record. The transcript has 2 exons. Gene Ontology annotation, molecular function: protein binding. Bases 1 to 2037 code for a protein of 678 amino acids. Lineage: Eukaryota; Metazoa; Chordata; Actinopteri; Perciformes; Anarhichadidae.
AUGGCUGACUUCUUAAACCUCAAAACAGAAACACAGCCAUUAAGUUUAUGGGUAGGUGUCACUAUCAUUAUAAUAAGCCUCUUCCAUAUUGAGUCUCCAUUUCUCUGGAAGAAGAAGUCAUUUAGUGAUGAACCUACUGAUGUGGUUCUGGACCUGACUAAGAAUCAGCUGAGUGUCUUCCUAUCCCUCAACCCAGUUUGGCCCAAUAUGACGAAGCUGUCUAAGCUCUUCCUACGCAAUAAUGACCUGAGGUCUCCACACGCUGGUCAGUUCCUAAACUGCCCUGCUCUCACCUUACUGGACCUGAGUGAGAACCAGAUCGACUCUCUACCAAUCGGAUGCCUCCGCGGAUUAGCUAAUCUGAAAAUGCUGUAUGUGAACUUCAACCAGAUUCAAAUGUUACAGAUUGGUGGAUUGGAGGGGGCGUUCGCCCUCACUCAACUUCACCUCAGCCAUAACAAUAUAACAAACAUAGAGGAAGGUGUGUUCAAGAACUCCACUGUGUUGGAGAAACUCGUUCUAUCGAAGAACAGAAUCACAAGUGUGGGAGAGUUCAGCUUCAGAGGAGCAACAGGUCUCCAGCAGCUCGACCUGAGUGGUAACAUGCUGGCCGCUGUUCCAGCUGAGGCAUUGAGGGAUGUAGACAGGCUCAGGUAUCUGCAUCUACAGAUGAACAGCCUCACCGGCCUUCCAGAGGAUUUCUUCUCCUCACUGGGCCAACUGGUUUAUCUAGACCUGAGUAACAACAAGCUGACCACUCUGUCUGAGGGAUCACUGAGAGGUCUGAGCGCGCUGAGUGAGCUGGACCUCAGUUCCAACCGCAUAGAUUCUCUUCCCUCAAAAGUCUUCAAGGACCUGAUCAACCUCAAGUUACUCGAUUUGUUCAGGAACAGACUGACGUCUCUUCCUUUGGACGUAUUCAGCAAUUUGAACAACCUGGAAGAACUCCAGCUGGACGUGAAUCAGAUGUCCGCCCUACCACUCGGGGUAUUCGAUUCGCUGUCCAGACUAAACGAGCUACAGCUGUCGAACAACCGGAUCCUGGAGCUCCACCCUGCUCUGUUCAACAAGCUCAAGUCACUGCAGAACCUGUACUUGGAGUACAACGCUCUGAGGCACCUUCCCAAAGGCCUUUUCCACAAGCUGAGGGCCCUCAAGGAGCUACACCUCGAUGACAACCACAUCAGGUCUCUACAUCCCUCGGUCUUCCACGGUUUGGUGAGAUUACUUUCGCUGAAGCUCUCUCGCAACCAUCUCGCCUCUCUACACCCGGACCAGUUCAGAGACCUCAUAGGUUUGAAAGAGCUAAGACUUGAUGAAAACCACUUAGCCAACCUUCCUCCUACAGGCCUGUUCAGGAAUCUAACACAUCUUAACACACUGAAUCUGGACCAUAACCGGCUCUCGGAGCUGUCUCCCUAUGACUUCGUAGGGCUGACCCGCCUUAAAGAGCUCAAGUUGAGCUUCAAUCAGCUCCGCGACAUCCCGUUCGACACCUUCUAUCCCCUCCACUUCCUCCGCAAGCUUCUGCUGAAGAACAACAGCCUGAAUAGUUUACACCCACAGCUCUUUGCCGGACUCUCAAAGCUCACAGAUCUCAACUUGGACAGGAACAAGCUGGGUCACCUGCAGCCGGAUGUAUUUCAAGGACUCGAAAACCUCCAGAGAUUGAGUUUGAAGUGCAACCAGCUGAGAGCAGUGGAGAAUGGGACUUUGGAGCCUUUGAGAAACCUUAUCUCUGUCUAUCUGUCAGGUAACUUGUGGGACUGCACCUGUGCACACAUCCUCUACAUCAGCAGCUGGGUCAACACCCACAGGGACAAGCUCGGAGACCGGCCCGUUUGCAUCUUCUCCUCUUCUUCUUCACUCUUAACCGAGGACCGACCGCUCUCCGAGGCAGCUCAGUCUCCCCGGCUGUUACACCAUCACUGCAUCGCAAACGCUGCAAGCGGCUCGUCGCCUUCAUUUCCUCUAGAAAUGCUGAUUCUGCUCACGAUUCCUCUCAUAGCCGUCAGCCCACUGGGACAUCCUUUGUAGUGGUUUUGCGCUCUCUGAAUGUUUCUUCCUGCCUUUGCUUUUCACGUCUGCUCUUGGUUUUUUUUUUUGCACCCUAAUCUCAAUAUGCUGUAAGUUUGAAUAUGUUUAUAUGCAAUCAAUAUUUGCAGAGGAAUAAUGUGAUCAUGCAAAAGUGCAAGAUGGAUUUUGUGAGGAUCAAGAGAGUUCUUGAAUGAUUUCCUUGACAAUAUAAGGUGGGGAUAAGGGAUUCAAUGUGGAUGUGAGCAUAUAUGCUUUGCACAAAUAAGUGUAAAGUCUCGACAUAAGACAACAUGGACUCUGGUUCAGUGAUUUGCAUCAGUUCCUGGUUGAGCAUGUGUUCCUAAAUACUGUGUUCAUUACAGGAGAUGAGCUUGAGAAUUGUUGAAUGUGUUUGUGUCUGCAAUUGAUUUUGAUGGCAUAUUUGUCAAAAAGCAUUAUAAUAAGGCAAUAAAAGAAAAUAAAACGCUCAAGAUUUAAAUUUCAAUGUUUAUCCGUUUCACUCACAGUCACAAAGUUGAGUUUUAGCAA